Messenger RNA from Alnus glutinosa, 1335 nucleotides. RefSeq names its product NADPH-dependent aldehyde reductase-like protein, chloroplastic. The record is from RefSeq and is a predicted model, not a curated record. Bases 296 to 1108 code for a protein of 270 amino acids. The transcript has 3 exons. Gene Ontology annotation, molecular function: oxidoreductase activity. NCBI's taxonomy places the organism in Eukaryota, Viridiplantae, Streptophyta, Magnoliopsida, Fagales, Betulaceae.
CUCCGGCCGGAAUCAUCUGCAAUCUAGUGGUUUCCAAAACGUCAUGGCCUUGGAAAAUGCCAUUUGAAAUUUUGAAUCAUGACUAGUCUGAGGUGAGGUCAGACGCUUAAAGCCUGUAGCCAUCACUACUAGUCAUAUAUGACGCAAUGUCUGACGUAUUCUUUCAUAUGAUUCCAUAGGACUAAAUGAUUCUAAACUACUUUUAUGGUAGAAUAUGGAGUCGUAAUGAAAAAUGCACAUGUCUUGAAAAUAUAUAUAAGAAUCCUUCUCGUUCUCUCCAUUUUCUAACCUUAUUAUGGCUUCAGAAACCAGCAAUGCUGCCAACACAGGCGCCCCAUCUUCACCACUCCAAGACCGAGUUGCCAUCGUGACCGGGGCCUCCCGAGGGAUCGGCCGAGCCAUCGCGCUCCACUUAGCCUCUUUCGGCGCUAAACUUGUCGUCAACUACACCUCCAACUCAACCCAAGCCGACCUUGUAGCCUCUGAGAUCAACUCCGCCUCUGUUUCUCCCAACAACCCACUAGCCAUCACGGUCCGUGCCGAUGUAUCCGACCCAACCCAGGUGAAGUCUCUCUUCGACAAAGCCCAGGAGGUAUUCAACUCGCCCGUCCACAUCUUGGUCAACAACGCGGGAGUUGCAAACCCCAAGAACUCAACACUUGCUAAUACUUCUGUGGAGGAUUUUGAUCAUAUCUUCAGUGUGAAUGCCAGAGGGACAUUCCUGUGCGCCAGAGAGGCAGCAAACCGGCUCAAACGCGGUGGUGGGGGUCGAAUUAUACUGCUAUCAUCGUCCUUGGUGCGUUCGUUGAAGCCAUGCACUAGCGCAUACGCAGCAUCAAAGGCCGCGGUGGAUACGAUGACUAAGAUACUGGCAAAGGAGCUCAAGGGGACUGGAAUUACUGUAAACUGUGUAGCGCCGGGGCCAAUUGCCACAGAUCUAUUUCUCGUUGGAAGGACAGAGGAGCAGAUGAAGAGUGUGAUUGAGGAUUGCCCCUUUGGCAGGCUGGGUGAGACGAAAGAUGUGGCACCUCUUGUUGGGUUUUUGGCUACUGACGCCAGUGAGUGGGUUAAUGGGCAGGUUAUUCGCGUUAAUGGUGGCUAUGUUUAGCAUUAUACAUGUCUCUGAACAUGAAAUGUCUAGCAGCUACUUUCUAUAAGCUUUCCUUCUUGUAAUGGGUUGGGGUUCAUCCCUUCUUAUUCCUCACACUGUCACAAGUGGCAAGAUGGCCAGAUGCUUUGGUUCCAUAACUUGUCUGUCUCGAUGAAGGGAUUAUUGAGGAGAAGAAGAAGAAUAAAAAGCCCCUGUAAUAAUACGGAGUUUUCCAAGUUGUCAAA